Molecule: messenger RNA, 1160 nt
Organism: Durio zibethinus
Lineage: Eukaryota; Viridiplantae; Streptophyta; Magnoliopsida; Malvales; Malvaceae
Product: large ribosomal subunit protein uL30z
Biological process (GO): maturation of LSU-rRNA from tricistronic rRNA transcript (SSU-rRNA, 5.8S rRNA, LSU-rRNA)
Cellular component (GO): cytosolic large ribosomal subunit
Molecular function (GO): structural constituent of ribosome; RNA binding
Source: RefSeq, a predicted model, not a curated record
UUCCCAUUGCAUCACUGUCAUAUUCUGUCGCCGCUCCUCAGCUCCCAAGCUCUCAAAUCUCGCCGCCGCUGUUGCCCUUCUUUGGCGCCACCGUAUUUCGAAGCAAUUUAAAGAUAAUGGCCGAAGAGGAAGGACAGCCAUUGCCCUAUGUAUCAGAGAUAGUAUUGAAGAAAAGAAAAAUUAAAGAUGAGUUGGCGAUUACGAGGAAGACCCAGUUGGAGUUGGGUAAAUAUGGAGCCAAGAAAAGCAAGAAGCAAUCCGAUGUUUCUGACAUCAAAAGACCCGAGCAGUUCAUAAAAGAGUUUAGAGACAAGGAAUUGGACCUGAUCAGAAUGAAACAGCGAGCAAAGAGACCAACAUCAAUGAUGCCAAAACCAAGAUCACAGUUGCUUUUCAUUAUCCGUAUACAAGGAAAAAAUGACAUGCAUCCAAAAACUAGGAAGAUCUUAUACAAUCUGAGAUUGAGGAAAGUUUUCAGUGGUGUCUUUGUGAAGGCAACGGAGGGUGUAAUAGAAAUGCUGCAGAAGGUGGAGCCAUAUGUCACAUAUGGAUAUCCUAAUCUUAAGAAUGUGAAGGAGCUGAUUUACAAGAAGGGUUAUGCAAAGAUUGACAAGAAAGCUGUUCCUUUGACAGAUAAUAAUAUCAUUGAACAGACAUUGGGAAAGUAUGGCAUCAUAUGCAUUGAAGAUAUUGUACAUGAAAUCGCAAAUGUUGGUCCACAUUUCAAGGAGGUUAUUCAUUUUAUCGGACCCCUUAUGCUGAGCAAGCCAGAAGAUGGAUUAAUCCGAGGGAAGAAACAGCCUUACAAAGAAGGAGGAGAUGCUGGUAAUCGUGAAGACGAAAUCAAUGACCUAAUCAGCAAGAUGAAUUAGCUUGAAUAUCGUAGUUCCUUCAUUACCAAAAUUUUAGUGUGUAGCUUUCAAUGAUUUGUAUGGAAUGAACCCAGUUUUGUAUUGACAAACAAAUUUGGCUUGCGCUUAUCAUUAAGAUCAAUGCUAAUUUACCAUUUCAUAUAACCAAUUUUUUUCUUUCUUUUUCCCUUUAUUGGCGCACGGUUGUGCAUUUUGCAAAGCAUAGGAGUGUUUGGUUGCUGUGAAACACUGAAUGAAAGGGAAAGAAAAUAAUUGGAGAUGAGAAUUUCCAGUGAUUUAUUUUAUUUC